Messenger RNA from Sorghum bicolor (sorghum), 1765 nucleotides. RefSeq names its product polyadenylate-binding protein RBP45-like. Lineage: Eukaryota; Viridiplantae; Streptophyta; Magnoliopsida; Poales; Poaceae. Gene Ontology annotation, molecular function: mRNA binding. The transcript has 7 exons. The coding region runs from base 102 to 1472 and encodes 456 amino acids. Gene Ontology annotation, cellular component: cytosol. The record is from RefSeq and is a predicted model, not a curated record.
ACAGAGACGUCCCAAUCCACACCACCUCUCUCCCCGUCCACACCUCCAUCGUCCCACCUAGGUUUCGCUCCCCGUCCUCCUCCUCCGCCGCCGCCGCCGCCAUGAUGCCGCAGCAGCAGCCCGGCGUGGCCCCGCCUCCACCCCAGGCCGCUCCCGGCGCGCCGCCGCACUGGGGAGGCAUCCCGCCGCCCAUGGCGCCUCAGCAUCAGUACGGGCCACCACCCCCGACCCAGCAGGCCCCACCCCCGCCGCAGAUGUGGGGCCAGGCGCCUCCGCCCCCGACCCAGGCCGCGUACGGCCAGGCGCCCCCGCCGCCCCAGGCUGCGUACGGCCAGGCGCCCCCGCCGCCCCAGGCCGCGUACGGCCAGCCGCCUCCCCAGCCACAGGCCGCCUACUACGGGGCGCCACCAGCGCCGGCGCCCGCGGCGAUGGCCGCGGCGCCUACUGGGCCCAGCGAGGUCAGGACGCUCUGGAUCGGGGAUCUGCAGUACUGGAUGGAUGAGAAUUACGUCUACGGGUGCUUCGCAUCCACGGGGGAGGUGCAAAAUGUGAAGCUAAUUCGUGACAAGCAUACUGGACAACUUCAGGGCUAUGGUUUUAUUGAAUUCAUAAGCCGUGCUGCUGCUGAAAGAGUUCUUCAGACUUACAAUGGGACAAUGAUGCCAAAUGUUGAGUUGCCAUUCCGGUUAAAUUGGGCCAGUGCUGGUGAAAAACGUGAUGACACCCCUGACUAUACAAUAUUUGUUGGUGACUUGGCUGCUGAUGUUACAGACUACGUAUUACAAGAGACAUUUAGGGCACAUUACCCUUCUGUGAAAGGUGCAAAAGUUGUAACAGACAAGCUGACAAUGCGCUCAAAGGGUUAUGGCUUUGUGAAAUUUGGUGAUCCUAAUGAGCAAGCUCGUGCAAUGACUGAGAUGAAUGGGAUGCUAUGUUCUUCUAGGCCUAUGCGUAUUGGACCCGCUGCUAACAAGAAAGCUACUGGUGUUCAAGAGAAAGUACCAAGUGCUCAGGGAGUUCAGUCUGACAAUGAUCCUAACAAUACAACCAUUUUUGUUGGUGGUCUUGAUCCCAAUGUCACUGAAGAUAUGUUGAAACAAGUUUUCACCCCUUGUGGGGAAGUGGUCCAUGUUAAGAUCCCUGUUGGCAAGAGAUGUGGUUUUGUUCAAUAUGCUAACAGAUCUUCUGCAGAGGAGGCCUUGGUAAUUCUGCAAGGCACCUUGGUUGGAGGGCAGAAUGUGAGGCUUUCAUGGGGUCGCAGCCCUUCAAACAAACAAGUUCAGCCUCAACAGGACUCCAACCAGUGGGCUGGAGCUAAUGCUGGAUAUUAUGGAUAUGGUCAAGGCUACGAGGCCUAUGGGUAUCCCCAGUCUCAGGACCCUAAUAUGUAUAGUUAUGGAGCUGGAGCUUAUGCUGGCUAUCCAAAUUACCAACAGCAACCAGUAGCGCAGCAACCACAGCAGCAACAGUGAGAUCCAAUGAGGCUACUGUCAUUUGAGUGCGGCGAUUGAUGUGGGCAUAUUUAUGAGUUGUAAGAUGGGCUUCGGAUGCAAGCCUGGAUUAGGUAUACAGACAUGAUUUGUAGUACUCAGAUUCUGAGCACCUUGUAUCACUGAGCUUAUGGUUCUAUAUUGGUUACUGAAUGUUUUAUUCGCCUUUGCUUAUGUUGUACCGUGUCUUCCGUUACUCCAAAAUCUUGACACUUACUAUGUUGGGAUUUUUUUUGAGUAUUAUUGCAUGGAUGUCUAGUCCUGUGUGCAUCCGA